Molecule: messenger RNA, 7398 nt
Organism: Monopterus albus (swamp eel)
Lineage: Eukaryota; Metazoa; Chordata; Actinopteri; Synbranchiformes; Synbranchidae
Gene: ulk2
Product: unc-51 like autophagy activating kinase 2
Exons: 27
Coding region: 1088-4207 (1039 amino acids)
Biological process (GO): autophagy of mitochondrion; peptidyl-serine phosphorylation; axon extension
Cellular component (GO): cytoplasm; autophagosome; cytosol
Molecular function (GO): ATP binding; protein serine/threonine kinase activity
Source: RefSeq, a predicted model, not a curated record
GUUUUCAGUGUUGUGCAAGAUGAGGGCAGGCGUGUUAGACCUGCUGUUUGUUAUGAUGUGAGGUACCAGAGCAGUACAGUGAUUACACAUUGUACAGUUUUAUGUUAGCAGCGAACGUACAAGUAUCUUUACGGAUGUACAUUUAACCGAAGGGGACAACUAAUCGCAGUGCUAACGUUAGCUGUUUUUUCCAGGCUUAACGACGAAGGAAACAACGAAGUGUUGUUAUCCACACUCAUGAAAUUAAUACUCGCUGGGGAAACAUCCGUCUUUCUCGAUUUGUAUCUUAUGGACUGGGACGUUUUGUCGAAGAAGACAGAUAAUACGGAUUAAUGCCUUCAGAUAAACAACAGUGUUGUGUUGAUAUUUGUGUAGCAUCUUUACAGAUUUAUGCUAACAUUGAAUGUGUAACGUUCCUAGCUCGCUGAUGUUGCUUAGGUUUAUGGGUUGCUAUAGUUUGUAUAUUUUAGAUAGAGGCAGGUUAAAUUAUUCAGCAUCACCAAACCAGGUAAAUGUUAUUUACAUUCUAUUGUUUUCAUGAUUGCAAAGACCUGCUGUAGGCAGCAGCUAUGACGAUAGGUGUAGCCACAGGGUUAUAUCACUGUCAGGCUAACAGAUAGCUCAGCGUCUGCAGCUGCUUCCGACUUUGCAUGGUCAUGUCUAGCAGGCUUGGCAUCAUGUAGCCUAUCCGUCUGAACAGGAAAGGUGACUGGGGACACAGUGCGUUUAGGCAGCCUCGUUGGAGAGAAAUGCAAAGCUAGGUUGCAGUUAUCCAACAGGAUCAAAGGCUGACAGCUAGCACUGAUACAGUUUAGCUCAGGAUUGUUGCUAACCAUGUUCAAAGCCGUCUGUUCUGUGUGAUAUUACAAACAUCCCGACCUAAUCAGAGGGCACGCGAAUACAUCAUGUCCUGAAGGCUUCUCUUAUUUAUGCAAUAAGGUUGAUCAGAGCAGCCUGUCAUGCAAUAGACCCGCAGUGAAAGAAGCAGCAUCACCAGGACUGAGUAGAUAAAUUGCUCCAGGAUUAUUUUCUGAAGAGAAGGUUAUCCACCAGUGCCUAGCAUCAGCUGGCCUGUCAGCCCAUUAUAAUGGAGACCGUGGGAGAUUUUGAGUACAGCAGAAAAGACUUGGUUGGACAUGGAGCCUUUGCUGUGGUAUUCAAAGGAAGACACAGGAAGAAGACCGACUGGGAGGUGGCAAUCAAGAGCAUUAAUAAGAAGAACCUGUCCAAGUCGCAGAUUCUUCUUGGCAAGGAAAUCAAAAUCUUAAAGGAGCUGCAGCAUGAAAACAUUGUGGCACUUUAUGAUGUCCAGGAAACACCCAACUCUGUUUUUCUGGUCAUGGAGUACUGUAAUGGAGGUGAUCUUGCUGACUAUCUGCAAGCUAAGGGGACCCUGAGAGAAGAAACACUCAGGGUUUUCCUCCAGCAGAUUGCUGCUGCCAUGCGCAUUCUCAACAGCAAAGGAAUCAUCCACCGUGACCUGAAACCCCAGAAUAUCCUGCUGUCCUAUGUGGGUCGCAAGAAGUCCAACAUCAGUGGCAUCCGCAUCAAGAUAGCUGACUUUGGCUUUGCACGGUACCUCCAGAGCAAUAUGAUGGCUGCCACACUGUGUGGGUCACCCAUGUACAUGGCCCCGGAGGUUAUCAUGUCCCAGAACUAUGAUGCCAAAGCUGACCUGUGGAGCAUCGGGACGGUCAUCUACCAGUGUCUGGUUGGCAAACCGCCAUUCCAGGCCAAUAGUCCCCAAGACCUGAGGAUGUUCUAUGAAAAAAACAAGAAUCUACAACCUAUUAUCCCAAGGGAGACAUCCCCACAACUUAGUGACCUUUUGCUUGGGCUGCUACAAAGAAAUCAGAAAGACAGGAUGGACUUCAACACGUUUUUCAGCCAUCCUUUCCUGGAGCCGUACUCCACCAUCAAAAAAUCAUGUCCGGUGCUGGUCCCCAGUGCCUCCAAUACAGUGACAGACAGUUCCUGUGGCAGCUCACCAUGCAUCCGCUUCAAUUCUCCUCCUUCUCUCCCAGACAUGCAGACUUUAACAGAAGAUGGUCUUUCAUCAUCUCCACUCGGUCCCCCUAACAUUCUGCAGCUGUCCAAAGAGUCUGGAGAAAGCACCAGUAGUAAGAAUUCAUCUUGUGACACUGAUGACUUUGUCCUGGUGCCUCACAUCUCCACUGACAGCUAUGACCAACCAAUGGGAGCAUGUCGUCGGCCAUCCAGCGAGUUUCUCAUGUGUGGAGGGCAGCCACAACCCACCCCGGGACAGACUCCCAUGGUGUCUCCAUGGACUGAGACCACCCCCAUCCCUGUUCCCACCCAGGUUCGUAACUACCAGCGCAUCAAGCAGAACCUCUCUAGCAGCCCAACCACCACGCUCUACAGCUCCCCCAGGUCUGGCACUGUGAGGCGCUCUAACACUAGUCCCAUGGGGUUUCCCAAAAUGGGUUCAGGGUCCCCUAACUCUGCAGAUGUGUCUCAGACAGUGGGUCGACGCCUCUCUACCGGCAGCUCUCGGCCCUAUUCACCCUCACCUCUUGUGGGCACCAUCCCUGAGCAGCUGGGUCACUGCUGUUAUCACCUGCAGAACCAAGAGCCUCGCAGCCGGAGCUCCUCAGGAGGUUCUCCUGUUCCUUCCCCUCAGCUGCUGGGGGCUCGGCUCCAGAGUGCCCCCACCCUGACUGAAGUAUAUCAGACCAGGCAGAAGCUUCACAAGCAGCUGUCAGACCCCGUUAAGCCUUCAUCGUCCUCCUGCAGUCACUCUCCUCAGCUAAGCCGCCUGGCCAACCUCGGCUCCUCCCCCACCAAACUGUUGGGUUCCUCCCCCCGUACCUCCGAUUGGCUACAGAAGUCCCCGCUGCCCACCAUCAUCGGCUCACCUACUAAAACCAUUUCAACACCAUUCAAGAUUCCCAAAACGCAGGCGUCCUGUAACUUGAUGGCACUGGCAGACAGCCCAGGCCCAACCAGGACACUGGCUGAUGGCCGGGAUAUCUGUGCCCACCACAGCAGCCCGUACUUUACAGGACGGCCAGCUGCCCCGGAGGCCAGUCGCACCUUUGGCAGGUCUGUCAGUACAGGUCGUCUGUCUGAGCAGCCAGUCAGAAUCACUCUUGGUGGACAGGCCUAUCAGGGCAGUACUGACAGUCUGAACACAGAGCGACCCAUGGACACAGCCCCUCCAGGUCCCACUGCACUGGCUCAGGGUGGGUCAGUCAGUCCUCGUACUGUUCUUUUUACCGUGGGCUCACCACCCAACAGCACCACUCCUCCUACCUGCAGCAAUCUGGGCAUCCGACCACGCACCACCUCAGUGGGCUCCAAUAGUUCGGCUGGCUCUCUGUGUUCCACCAGUGGUCGGGUCUAUGUCGGAUCACCCCCAGGCAUGGCCAUGGGCUCUUCUCCUCCAGGAGGUUUUGGGGGUGGGCAGGUCCCUGUGGCAGAGGGGGCACCCAGCAGUCUGCGCUAUGUUCCUUAUGGGACCUCCCCUCCAAGCUUGGAAGGAUUCAUCACCUUCGAAGCCCCUGAGCUGCCUGAAGAGACCCUGAUGGAGCGUGAGCAUACAGACACACUGAUGCACCUACGAAUGAUGCUUUCCUUCACUGACUGUGUCCUGGAGAUGGCGGCAGUUCGAGCUGGAGGGACAGAGCUUGGCAUGUCGGCUGCCUCCCUCUACCCUCCUCAGGACAGUGUGGUUGUGGACCAGAUAAGCCAGCUCAGCAAAGAGUGGGGGCAGGUGGAGCAGUUGGUGCUCUACAUGAAGGCAGCCCAGCUCCUGGCUUCCUCCCUCCACCUAGCCAAGGCUCAGAUUAAAUCAGCCAAGCUAAAUCCUUCCUCUGCUGUUAAACAGGUGGUGAAGAAUCUGAAUGAGCGUUACAAAAGCUGCAUCUCCCUCUGCCGGCAGCUGACUGACAAACUGAACCACUUCUUCUCUGAUAAGCAGCGCUUUGUGGAUGAGAUCAACAGUGUCACCGCAGAGAAGCUCAUCUACAAUCAUGCUGUGGAGAUGGUUCAGUCAGCAGCUCUGGAUGAGAUGUUCAAGCAGACGGAGGAUAUAGCCUACCGCUACAGCAAGGCCGCCAUGCUGUUGGAUGGCCUGUCCAAGAUUCUACAGGACCCCACUGACAUUGAGAAUGUGGUCAAAUACAAGGCCAGUGUGGACCGCAGGAUCUCCGCCCUCUGCUACUGCACUGUCACACUGUAUGAGUAGUAGCCCUUACAUAAACACACACAGAUGGGCCUUGCCCUAAGACUGUUGACUACUAUCUUCACAAAGCCGCUGUUUCAUCCUGUAGCAGUUAAAGCACUUUUCAUUUGAUAGGUUUUAUCUGUAUUUAUCAUCAGUUAGUUUUACUGGCUGCAUCACGAACUGAAUGGUGACAAGUGACUGAUGCACAAUUUCCAACCAAAGAUAACUACGGAUCCAGAAACAAAGGCUGAAAUCUCACCCUACUUACUGUAUGAUGUCAGUGGUUAUUUACUCUAUGUUUAAGUUGUUAAAGAUCUUUAUUUAUUGGUUCAAAGAUGUUUGAGACUCUUGCCUAUCUUGAAAAUCUAAAGUAUUAGAGAGUGGCAGGAAAUGGAAGGCUACACACUGGAACAGAGCCAACUCACAAACAACAUGGACAUUUAAAUAACACACAAACUCCUGUUACAGAAAUGAGACUACCAUGAGAGCAGAGGAACCCAUAGAUUUGUAUUAGCUUUGUUUUUAUUUUUCUUGUGUUGUUAGCUCAAGCACUUUAUUGUAGAUGGAGAAGAGGAGACAUGUAUCUGUAAGGUUCUGAAGGUAGAGAUGUGAAAGCAGGGGGAGGGAUUUCUAAUCACUCCUGCCUCCCUCACCCUUAGAAUGUACCUGCUCCAUUGAUGGAACAGGGAACUUAACUGUGUGCAUGAUCAGCAGGUUGACAGAAUGCAUACAGUUCCCAUAAGGCAGAGCAACAGGUCAGGGAAACAUGGCUGUUUCCCUGUCCUUUAGGCCAGACACAUUGCCUAAAGCUCAGUUUUUGAGGCAGUGACUAUCAGAGAUUAGCUAAAUGUUUUACACAACCACUUGUACUUAAGUUUAAAUUCAUAUAGUUAAAGGGGCAUUCCACAGAUUGUACUAAUCAAGAUCAGUUUACUCAUCGCAUGGAGUCCUUCUCAGUCUGUGAAAACAGUGUUAUAUCUCUGACAGUAGCCAUAUAAAGCCAAAAAGAAAAAAAGAUGUCAUCAGAGUUAUCUCAGUUUGGGCCUGAGGCUUCACAUUUUUAACAAAAAGUCUGUUUUAUAAUUUGGGGGUGUGAAAACCGAAAGAUAUGAGCAUUUACCAGGCAUAUGUGGUUUAAUGGUAGAGUGUUAUUAUAGGAAAUGUAGGAUUGUAUUGUUUUUGAAGCUUGACCCCAUAUUAGGCAUUGAAUAUCUUGGCCUCUGCUGCUUUGAAUUUAACCUUUGUUUAUUGAUGGAAGUGUAACACUAAAUUUAUAGAAUAUUGCUGUAAUUCCAGGUACAGUUGUAGUUGGGUCUGGCUUGUGAAAAAAUUGGCUACAAUGUGAAUGUAGCCAGUAUAAAGCUGUUCUCAAGCAUCAAACAGUUUUUCAUUGAUUUUCCAUACAGAGAUGUCACUUGUUAAUGCAGAUAUAUAAAACUCACUCGUCACAUUGUUUCUGUUGCUAAUUAGGUUUGUAGGAGUGUAAAAGACCCAUGGUGACUUGCUGAUCAUGAUGCUCACAAUGAGGAGGGGUCACAGUUAAUUUGGGGUGAGGAUGGCUCAUUGCUCGGGUUGUCACAAAUCUGUAGACUGAAAUAUUCAGAAGACAACCAGAACUUGAGAGCCACUGUGGUGGUGGCAGGGCCUUCUCCUGUCACCAGGGUAGUGCUUAACAGCUAGUUCAGUGUCCACUUGAAACCCUGAUGGAGUGAGUUGUGAAAUGGAGUGGUAAUUACGUGACAAGUUACUUUGAAUAAGUUUAGUUUUACUAAAAAUAGCACCGCGUUUGUGUUUUGGCAGUAUCUGUAGCUUUUUUAAAAUAACGUGAUGUUUGCAAACGUGUAUAUAUUUGUAUGUGGUUUAUGUGGUUCUUGUUAUGAUUCUUUUCUCCUUUUUUGGGGGGGGGAUCAUAGUUUGAAUUUUGGGGCUGUCAGUGAUGCCAUCAGAUGCCCUGUCUAUCAAUCAAAGAGCACAAAUCUUUAUAUGUACAUAGAUGAAUAUUUGAUACAUUUUAUUCAUGUCUGCCAAGGGUUUGAUAAGGAAACAUUUUGGCACAACAGGGGUGUGCCAAAGAAUAAAAUAAAUCUCAUGGCAGCUCUGAAACUUUCCAGAGAACUCUUUCUACUAGGACUGUUCAUUGAGAUCAAGAGACACUUGUUCAGUGGAUCUACUGAUUUUCUAUGGUCAGCACUGCCUAGCUUCCGCUCAGUCCCUCUGCAUCCCUGCAGUUGUCAGCUGUCCUCCCAUCCUUGUAUGUACUGUAUGUAUGAGUGUAUAUAGCCUACACAUGUGCACUUGCCAGGUGUGCAUUAAGGCCAGUAGUGUACAGUUAACAAUGGAAAGGAGGUGCCUUCUUCUUGUAAAAGCAGACACACCAGGCCUUUUCCUCUGUACAGGUGUGAAUAAAUUUUUUUUCUGUGUACAUGCACUCACAGGCAUCCAGCAGAAUCUGGGCCUGUUCCUCUGAUGUACUGUUCUUUUUAUAGACAUAUCUCUGUUUCAGUUUCCCCUCAUCCUUAUCAUGAGCACUCUGAAACACAUGAAGCCUUUCGCUGCACACAGAGUGAAAAGGGAAAAAUAAAGCUAACAGAACCCCACCUGAAUCUAUAUACCAUUGUGUCUAUGGACUAGAACUGAUGGACAGUUUUAGAUAAAGCAUGGCAACAUUUUACUCUGUAGAACCUCUAGAAUCUUGAAUGUAUGUACCCUGUUGUUUUGCACCUCUCCAGCUUGAUCUGAAUGCAUUUUGAAAAACCCUGCCCUCAGUUCAAACCCUUAAAAUGCAACACUUUCCAGUUUUUCCAAGACAAUUAUACUUGUGUCUCUCACUGAGGGGUGGCUCUCUUUGUUCUUUAUGGAACUCAAGUACAGUCUUUGUUAUUAAAACAGAAAAAUGAUGUCUUGAUCUGUUUAAUUUUUUCAGUCCUUGUUUUUUGUAGAUUUUCUAGAUGUUGAGUUUGGAUGAAAAGAUCUCCAGUGAAAAGGGGUAAUGUGUAAUAAUGAUUAUAGCUAAUUGUUAGUCUUAGUCAGUUUCUAAUACAUUAUAAAGAAAAACAGCUUAAUAUAAAAAUAUUUAUAUAUAUACACACACAAAAUACUAUAUCACUGUUUAAAUCAUUUCAUGGUGUGUCUUCCCAAAAAGCCUAUAUUAGGGCUCAAUGAACAGGUCACGUUUUUGCCCUUUCCUUUAACUGUACUGUACCUUAUGUCAG